AAUGUUGCGCGUGGCGACUCUUAUCCAAGCUCGCGGCGGACGUGCACCGUACGUGGGCCAGUUCCUUCGUUUCACCAAGUCGUCGUCUGUCCCUGGGUCCUUCCGCGCGUUUUCGCAGUCGCCUAUCCUCGGCUCGAACCACGAUUCGCACGCCACAGAUCUGUCGGCCGCCGAAAACUUGACUGCGAUUCAGCACAACGUGGACGCCGUUGCCGUGCACAACGCUGUGGAUGCCUUCCAGACUACCGUUGCCCCCGUCACUGCUGAAAUGGGCUAUUCCUUGGCGGAGAUUGCCAUCCGUACGUUGGACGUGGUGCAUGCCACGUCGGGCCUGCCUUGGUGGGCAACCAUCAUUGCCACGACCAUUGUCGUGCGCUCUGCGUUCUUUCCCAUCUCCAUCAUGUCGAUGCGCAAUUCCGCACGUAUGGGCAUAUUGCAACCCAAAUUGCAAAAAUUGCAAGAUGAAAUCAAAAGCUCCCCCGACGCCUACGACCCGGCGAAGAUGACCGAGUUUCGAGCGCGGGCGCAGGCGCUGUUCAAGGAGCACAAAGUCCGCCCAUUCAUGUCGUUUCUCAUGCCCAUCUCCCAGCUGCCGAUUUUUCUCGGAUUUUUCUGGGGCCUGCAAGAUAUCGCCAAGUAUAUUCCUGGCUACGCUGCCGAUGGAGCGUUCUGGUUUGAAAACUUGGCAGCACCUGAUCCGACAUACGCCUUACCCGUGUUGUCGUCCGCGCUCAUGGUGGCGUCCCUCGAGGCGGGUGGAGAAGGCAUGCCGGCCGAGUACAUUGACAAGGCCAAGAUGGGCAUGCGUAUCGUAGCCUUGAUUAUGAUUCCAGUCGCGGUAAACUUUGAAUCGGGCAUCUUGCUGUAUUGGGUGUCGUCCAACAUUUUCACGCUGACCCAGACGUUGGUGCUCAAAAUCCCUGGGGUUAAGAAAUUGCUGGACAUUCCCACGCCGGUAACACCGCCGCCGCUGGCCACGACCAAUCUGUCGUCGUUCCCGUCGCCUUUCCAAGCCGCGGUUGCCCAAGCCCAGAAGAACCAGCCGUUUGUCAAGUCGUAUGCCAACAAACCCAAGUCGUCGAAAAAACAAGUCCCCCCUUAGAGCUCCCGAGUCAUACUAGUCGUAGUAGUAGUGGUACUAGUAGUACAAAUACCGCGUUCAUGGUGGCCAUAUACUAGAACACACCCAACCACACUGGCACAUUUUGUUGUUUGGUGGGACCGUUUCGUAUGUAACUGUCCGUGGUUGC
Aphanomyces astaci is the source of this 1250-nucleotide messenger RNA. RefSeq lists its product as hypothetical. The annotation marks the transcript as partial. Lineage: Eukaryota; Oomycota; Saprolegniomycetes; Saprolegniales; Verrucalvaceae. The transcript is spliced from 9 exons. The record is from RefSeq and is a predicted model, not a curated record. Gene Ontology annotation, molecular function: membrane insertase activity. Gene Ontology annotation, biological process: protein insertion into mitochondrial inner membrane from matrix; mitochondrial respiratory chain complex IV assembly. Gene Ontology annotation, cellular component: mitochondrial inner membrane.